This is a messenger RNA of Callithrix jacchus (white-tufted-ear marmoset), 1643 nucleotides long. It is a transcript of the gene PRSS54, whose product is annotated as serine protease 54. Gene Ontology annotation, biological process: proteolysis. The record is from RefSeq and is a predicted model, not a curated record. NCBI's taxonomy places the organism in Eukaryota, Metazoa, Chordata, Mammalia, Primates, Cebidae. Gene Ontology annotation, molecular function: serine-type endopeptidase activity.
AUGAGAACACAUGGACACCAAGAGGAGGCAACAGAUACUGGGGCCUUUUUGAGGCAGAAGCCAACCCGUCCCUCCCAACCCGUGACCCUGCACAGGGUUAAAGAACAUGCAGCACUUUAUGGCUACAGAGUUAAGGCAAGGGUUGAAUUCCACGAGUCAAAAAGCAGCCCUUUUCAGAGACCCAACUCUCUGGGGCGCACAGGGUCUUGGGCUGGAUUGAGAAGGAAACUGACAAGACUGCCCACAGUGCCCGCUGUGGGUCUCGGGAUGGCAGAGAUGCGAGGGAUGCUGCUGGUGCUGCUUGGCCUUCUCCACUCUUCUACCAGUUGUGGCGUCCAGAAAGCCUCCGUUUUCUAUGGUCCUGACCCUGAGGAGGCCUUGGUCAACAGCAUGGAGUUCCCAUGGGUGGUGUCGCUGCAGGACUCCCAGUACACACAUCUGGCUUUCGGCUGCAUCCUCAGCGAGUUCUGGGUCCUCAGCAUCGCAUCUGCUGUUCAGAACAGGAAGGACAUUGUUGUUAUGGUGGGUAUAAGUAACAUGGAUCCCAGGAAGAUUGGUCACACAGAGUAUCCAGUUAAUACCAUCAUCAUCCAUGAGGACUUUGAUAACAACUCCAUGAGCAACAACAUAGCCCUCCUGAAGACAGACACAGCGAUGCAUUUCAGCAACCUGGUCCGGUCCAUCUGCUUCCUUGGCAAAAAGCUGCAUACACCACCAGUCUUGCAGAACUGCUGGGUAUCAGGAUGGAAUCCCACAUCUGCAACAGGAAAUCACAUGACGAUGAGUAUCCUGAGGAAAAUCUUCGUGAAAGAUGUUGACAAGUGUCCCCUACACAAACUCCAGAAGACAGAAUGCGGCAGCCACAUGAAAGAGGAAACGAAGACUGUCUGCUUGGGGGAGCCAGGAAGCCCAGUGAUGUGCCAGCUACAGCAGUUCGACAUGUGGGUUCUGAGAGGAGUCCUGAACUUCGGUGGUGAGCCAUGCCCCGGCCUGUUUCUGUACACCAAGGUGGAAGACUACAGCAACUGGAUCACGUCCACGGCUGAGAUGGCCGGCCCUCCCCUAUCUUCACUUCACCACUGGGAAAAGUUGAUUUCUUUCUCCCACCAUGGACCAAAUGCCAUGACACAGAAGACAUAUUCUGAUUCUGAACUGAGCCACAUUGGAUCAUACUUCCAGGGACAAAGAAGGACCACCAUGCAUUCACAGCUAGCAUCUAGAGAUGAUCUAGAUGUUAGGGAGAAGGGUGUAAGGGAAUCAGGCAGGUCUCCUGAGCCAUCUGUACAACCCUUAUACUAUGACUAUUACGGUGGAGAGGAAGGGGAAGGUGGGUCUUCUGCAGGUCAGAACAGGCUGCAUCAGCCAGAAGAAAUCAUCUUGGUUUCCUUCGUGCUUGUUUUCUUUUGCAGUAAUAUCUAGUCCAGGGGCUACCCCACCAAACUGAAGAGUAAGCUCAGAACGCUGGGUGCCAGGCAUUCACCAUGCUGUUUUGGUGUCUGUUUUUGAUAGUGGCACACCAGAGCUGCCACGGAUACACCCAUGGUGCACACUGGGCUGGCUCUCCCUCCUCUGUCCCACUUCCAUGUGUGGGAAGGUCACUUUCAUUGUGCUUGUGAACUAAAUGCAGGCUAACAAGUGUCAAA